AACAAAAAAAAAUAAAGAGAGAAAAUGGGUUCUAAGUACUCUUCUUCCUCCCAUUUUCUUUUGUCUUCAAAGCAAAAAACUUUUGUUAUUCUCUUGCUUUUUUUCAUAAUCAUCCCACUCAUCAUUCCUUUUGAGAAGCCAAAUAGUGUUCCUAAUCUCACAAACAGAAUCAAGUUGGUGGAGAAAACAAAUUUAAAGCCUCCUUGGUUUGAUAUCAUAGAAAAUUCCAUUGGUAGAAGCAAUAGCAUUAACAUAGGCCUUGUUAACAUUAACAAAAGUGUGGAAACUACCCUUUAUCAAGAACUAACUUCACUUCAUCCACAAGUGGAGAAAGUGGUAUCCGUUGACUUUGACCACGUCGACGGAAGCUUGGCAUGGAAGGAUCUUUUUCCGGUGUGGAUCGACGAGGACGAGAUAAACAGCAAGCCGAAAUGCCAUGACAUGCCAAUGCCAACUUGGGAAGAUUAUAGAGACAUCAAUGUGGUGGUUGCAAGAGUUCCAUGUGGGAACAGAACAAAAAAGGGAGGGGUUAGAGAUGUGUUUAGGUUGCAUGUUAAUUUGGUAGUGGCUAAUUUGGCUGUGGAGAGUGGUUGGGUGAAGAAAUUGGAUUCUUAUGAACAAGUUUAUGUUGUGUUCAUUGGGUCUUGUGAGCCCAUGAUUGAGAUUUUCAGGUGUGAUGAUUUGUUGUUGCAUGAUUCAUUAUUGGGUGAGUUUUGGGUUUAUGAACCUGAUUUGAGAAGCUUAAGGCAGAAGACAUUAAUGCCUGUUGGUUCAUGCCAGAUUGCUCCUCCUUAUGCUGAAAUAGGCAAAGAGGUAUGGAGGGGCUACAUGUCACAAUCAGCAGCAACAGAAAAUUACAAUCAAACCAUGAUGAAGUUACCAAGAUUUGCCUAUGUGACAGUUCUUCACUCAUCAGAAGCAUAUGUUUGUGGUGCAAUAGCAUUAGCACAAAGCCUCCUUCAAAGAGAAUCAAGCACCCUUCAAUACAACAAUUACAUCAUAGAUCUUGUUCUUCUUGCAGAUGAUUCAAUUACUCCCAAAUCCAUAAGGGGUCUCAAAGCUGCAGGGUGGAAAAUCAAGCGCAUAGAAAGGAUCCUUAACCCUUAUGCUGAAAAGGGUACCUACAAUGAAUGGAACUAUAGCAAAUUAAGAAUAUGGCAACUCACUAUGUAUGACAAAAUCAUAUUCCUAGAUUCUGACCUAUUAGUCCUCAAGAACAUUGACGAUUUCUUUAGUUACCCUCAAUUAUCCGCCGCGCCUAACGAUUUCACGUUGUUUAAUUCGGGGAUGAUGGUGAUCGAGCCGUCGCAAUGCAUGUUCAAGCACUUGCUAGACAAAACUUUAGAGAUCAAAUCAUAUAAUGGUGGUGACCAAGGUUUAAUCAAUGAAGUAAUAACAUGGUGGCAUAGGUUACCAAGAAAAGUUAAUUUCCUUAAGAACUUUGAGCCUUUGCCAGGGGAGAAUGAGAAACAUGAGAUACCAAACGAGUUGUAUGUGAUGCAUUACUUGGGGUUGAAGCCAUGGAUGUGUUACAGGAACUAUGAUUGUAAUUGGGACAUGUUAAAAUUACAUGUUUUUGCUAGUGAUUCAGCACACCAAAGGUGGUGGGAGGUUUAUGACAACAUGCCAAAAGUGUUGCAAAGUUAUUGUGGACUUUCUAAGAAGAUGGAUGAGAGGAACAUGAAGAGGAGACAGAGGGCAAGAAAUAAUAGAAAUUUCAAUGAUGAUCAUUGGAACAUUCAGGUUAAGGAUCCAAGAAGGAACCGUCUUGCGGAUCAUUAUAAUUAAUUAACGAUUAAUGUUAGGUAAUCAACUUUUUAUUAAU
Arachis stenosperma is the source of this 1825-nucleotide messenger RNA. Its product is annotated as putative UDP-glucuronate:xylan alpha-glucuronosyltransferase 4. The transcript is spliced from 2 exons. Gene Ontology annotation, biological process: xylan biosynthetic process. Lineage: Eukaryota; Viridiplantae; Streptophyta; Magnoliopsida; Fabales; Fabaceae. Gene Ontology annotation, molecular function: glycosyltransferase activity. The record is from RefSeq and is a predicted model, not a curated record. The coding region runs from base 25 to 1788 and encodes 587 amino acids.